Molecule: messenger RNA, 1867 nt
Organism: Daktulosphaira vitifoliae (grape phylloxera)
Lineage: Eukaryota; Metazoa; Arthropoda; Insecta; Hemiptera; Phylloxeridae
Product: leukocyte elastase inhibitor-like
Exons: 8
Coding region: 268-1767 (499 amino acids)
Molecular function (GO): serine-type endopeptidase inhibitor activity
Source: RefSeq, a predicted model, not a curated record
UACUUUACGCCCAUAUACAUCAGACCUUGACCAUUAUUACUUAUAAUAUUCGAUUGAAAAAUUCAUCAGUUAUUAUUUAUGAAUUCUUCAAUAGUGUUAUCUUUUAACACCAAACAAUUUGAGUUACGAAACCUCAACAAAGGUAACACGCUUAAAAAUUAAUGAAUGACAGUAACAUUUAUGACUGUUUACUAAAAACUAAAUGAAGUAUUCAUUAUAAUGCUGAGAAUUUGAAUGAAAAUCGUGACUUGAGUUGCAUAUAUAUUUAUGUAUUCAGUUCUUAAUAUGCAAUUCAUUAUGUUGGUUUUAUGUUCAUAUAUGAGUUGUAUAUUAGCAGUUCCCAAUAAUACUAAUGUUAUUUUCCCCUUAAAUCAAAAUGAUUCUAAUAAAGAAAUUUGGAAAGCACCACCUCCAAUGCAUUUAUCUAUGCCACCUGUUUCUUCACUUUUGGAAGUAUCUAUGCCACUAAAUAAAAUAGCACCAAUUGCAACUGACACCAAAGAGAUGUUAACAUUUGGAUUAAGGAAUGCAACAAUAAAUCUUGAUAAAGCAAUUAAUAGUGAAAAUAUUAAAAACCGGAAAUCUGAUCAUAAUAUUAUUAUUUCACCUAUAAGUAUAGCUGCAGCUAUGGCUCUUAUUCUAUUAGCAACAGCUGGUGAAUCUAAAUCAGAAGUUGGAAAAUUUUUGGGUUUUGAUAGUACAUUUGUUGAUACUAUUGAAAAAAAUGAAAAUAUUUUCAAAAGACUAGGAUUGUUACUGGAUAAAUUUCAAAUUGAUACUAAUAAUACUGUAGGUACAACACAAAUUAAUUUAGCAAAAUCUAUAUUUGUUCAAGAUGGUUAUAAUUUAACAAAAAAAUAUAGAGCAAUGGCAAAAGAGUUACUUAAAAGUGAGCUAAUUAUAGUAGAUUUCAAAAAUAAUGGCUUCCAAGCACAGAAAAGGAUAAAUCAAUGGGUAUCUAAUCAAACUCGUGGAAAAAUUAACGAUAUUUUACCAGAUAUUCCUCUACCCGAUACUAAAACAAUUAUAGCAAGUGCUCUCUAUUUUAGUGGCGAAUGGGAAACUCCAUUCCUUCUCAACUAUACAAGAGUAAAACCAUUCUAUGCUGGUCUAAGUGCGCCUGAAAAAAAAAUUAAUCGUGAGAAUAAAGAUAAUAUCUAUGUACCAACAAUGGUGGGAAACAGUGAAGUUUUGUAUCAUUCAAAUGAAGAACUUGGAUUUAAAGCUAUAGGCAUACCCUAUAAGGGCAGAAAAGUUUUUAUGUAUUAUGUUCUACCUAACACAAAUACUUCUCUUAGAGAUUUGGUGGCUAAAAUGGAUGGAUAUUCUUUACAAAACAUAACUAUGAACACUACACUUAGUGAAUUUCUUUAUUUCAUACCUAAAAUGACACUAGAUUCUUUUACUAAUUUGCGACCAGCCAUGCAGAAAUUGGGCGUCAAUAAAAUAUUUGAUUCUUUACAAGCAAAUAUGAUAAAUAUGGCAACAGAUUCAAUGGCUUUCGUUAGUGAUGUUUUGCAUAAAGUACAAAUUGUAGUGGAUGAAGUAGGAACAGUUGCUUCAGCAGCAACUGUUGUAACUGUGUCAAGAGGUGGUUUACCCGUUUUCAAUGUAAAUAAACCAUUCUUAUUUUUCCUUCAUCAUGUAGAAAGUGAUACAAUUAUAUUAUGGGGAACUAUUUACAAACCUAUGCCUUAUACAACCUCACCACCUCCACCUCUACCUUCAUCAUCACCUCGGAUUAAGACACAUACAAGACACUUUUAAAACAAAUAUAUUUAAGAUAAAUCAUAUAUUUUUUAUUUAUUUUUUAUAACCUUAUUAUAACUUAUACACAUUAUAAAUAUAAGUUACUUUUGAUAGUCAA